This is a messenger RNA of Prorocentrum cordatum, 1577 nucleotides long. Lineage: Eukaryota; Dinophyceae; Prorocentrales; Prorocentraceae. The record is from the annotation of a GenBank genome assembly.
AGCCACUUUGGCUCUCGGUGUGCGAGUGGUGCGUCGCUCGGAGAUGUCGCGAAAAUUGUCACAAGUUCUGGGCGAUGCCGACGCGGACGAAGACCUCAAGGAAGACCUCACGCCCAGAGUGGGCGAGGCGCUGGUCCGCGCCACUCGGGUGGAAGACGAGGAGGGUCAGCUGCAGGAAACGCUCGGGCUGGAGGCGUGGCAGACAAACUGGGACGACGUCCAUGCCAGGCUGAAGAAGAUGAGCCUGCCAAACCUGGACUUCAUCCUGCAGCCGUGCAGCAUGAAGCCCGCGCCAGGUUCUGGCAUCGUGGGCCGCGUGGACCUGGCCGUCGAGUACCUGAAGGGGGUGGCCAAGGAGACGCGGGCCACUAUCCGGGAGGAGGAGCGGGUGGAGCGGCUCAGGCGCGAGGCCGAGGCCGCCAAGGCAAACAGGGAGCUCUGGGGAAGCCUGCGGAUCCAGAGCUGGUUCCGCGCCUGGGUGCCUCGGCAGGCCUUCCUCGACCACAUGAGGGCCACCGCCAAUGCCCGGCGGGCCCGUAAGCAGGCCGAGGAGAUCGCGAGGAAGUGGCAGCGCGUGGGGCCGCCCCCGGACAGCGCCGUGGUCUGGCUGCACGACCGGGGCGAGAGCGCGGCCACGUACAAUCUGAUGGCAGCGCCUCGGCGGGCUCGGCGGCGGCUCCUGCCGCUGGGUGUGGCCCCGCGCCCCGCCCUCGCCCAGCGGCGUGCCGCAGUGGUUCGAGACCCCGGAGCUGCCCGUCUGCGCCGUGGUGCGCGGCGUGCCAGACCGGCCGAGGCGGGAGGAGCAGGCCGAGGAGGUCGCGAGCGCCGUGGGGAGGGUGCACGUGGUGCUUCAGUCCCUGGAGGCCCGCGGCGGACGAACACAAGGGCGUGGGUAAGAAACCCAAGAAGAAGUGAGCAGGUAGUUCCACCACGGAGCAGAGUUGGGGCCAUGGCGGCACGGGGGCAAGGGUGGGGAGCCCUUGCCGGUGACGGGGAUGCAGCUGACAGCCAGCGCGGAGCUUUUGUUCGUGCAGUCCUCCCUCCUCCAUCUCCCCUCCCCCCGGAGCAAGAAUACGUGGUUUCUGUAGUAACGGAUGCCGCCAGCAGGGAAAAUGACAGAUCCUGUCGUAACGGCGGCCGUGGCUUUGUGAAAUGCGGCCGAAGUGUCGCAACGCUGAGCUGUUGCUAAGAAUAGGCGGGCUUUGUCGCAACCGAUGCCGCAAGCUGCACUUGCCGGCACGUAGCGCUCCUCCUCCUCCUCCUCCUCGUCUUCUUCCUUGGCUGUUGCAUUCACCGGCGUCGCUCCCAGGCUGGAGUCCAUGGUAGUUUUUUCUCCGGUUCCUGAGCGCAGCCGUGCGCCGCCGCAGGGGUGGCGGUGGCACGUCGCUGCCGACUGCGUCCCUGCAGAGGCGGGACGAGCGGACAGCGUGCCCACGUUGAUGCGUCUGCUUUGCUUUCCUCGCCUUUUCGGGCCUCGGGGUCUCGUCCAAGAGAGACCACGCGCCGCAUUUGCGGUUGAAACUUCUGAACCGAGCUAGACUUCCGAGCUGAUGGGGAGUAGCGAUGGCCAAAAAAAA